AUGUUACCUAUAUUUGUAUUUUUUAAUAAAGAUUCAUUUAAGGUUCGUCAUGCUGAGGACAAGGCUCCUCACGCUGCGGACAAGGUUCUUCACGCUGAGAACAAGGUUGCUCAACCUAGAACAAGGUUCCUCACGCUGAGUACAAGGUUCCUCAGGCUGAGGACAACGUUCUCCACGCUGAGGACAAGGUUCUUCACGCUGAGGACAAGGUUCUUCAAGCUGAGGACAAGGUUCCUCAUACUCAGGACAAGGUACCUCACGUUAAGGAAAAGUUCCUCAAGCUGAGAACAAGGUUCAGCAUGCAGAGAACAAGGUUCCUCACGUUGAGGACAUGGUUCGCACGCUGAAGACAAGGCUCCUCACGCUGAGGACAGUGUUCUUCACGAUGAGAACAAGGUUCUUUACGACGAGGAUAAGGUUCCUCACGCUGCGGACACGGUUCUUCACGCUGAGAACAAAGUUCCUCAACUUAGAACAAGGUUCCUCACGCUGAGGACAAUGUUCUUCACGCUGAGGACAAGGUUCUUCAUGCCGAGGACAAGGUUCCUCACGCUGAGGACAACGUUCCCACGCUGAGAACAAUGUUCUUUACGCUGAGGACAAGGUUCUUCACGCUGAGGACAAGGUUCUUCACGCUGAGGACAAGGUUCUUCACGCUGAGAACAAGGUUUUUCACCUUAGAACAAGGUUCUUCACGCUGAGGACAAGGUUCCUCACGCUGACGACAAGGUUCUUCACGCGGAGGACAAGGUUCUUCACGAUAAAGAACAAUGUUCCUCACGCUGAGGACAAGGUUCUUCACGCCGUGGACAAGGUUCUUCACGUUGAGGACAAGGUUGUUCACGCUGAGGAAAAGGUUCUUCACGCUGAAGACAAGGCUCCUCAAGCUAAGGACAGCGUUCUGCAUGCUGAAAACAAG
Paramuricea clavata is the source of this 919-nucleotide messenger RNA. Lineage: Eukaryota; Metazoa; Cnidaria; Anthozoa; Malacalcyonacea; Plexauridae. The record is from the annotation of a GenBank genome assembly.